Molecule: messenger RNA, 1309 nt
Organism: Rubroshorea leprosula
Lineage: Eukaryota; Viridiplantae; Streptophyta; Magnoliopsida; Malvales; Dipterocarpaceae
Source: the annotation of a GenBank genome assembly
CAUAACAACUUCCUACCUUAAUCUAAAGUAAUUGUCAUUUGUUCUACCAAAACUUUAAACCAAUGGGCAGGUCUCCAUGCUGCGAUGAUAGCAACCUGAAAAAGGGGCCAUGGACCCCGGAGGAGGAUCAGAAGCUGGUGGAUUACAUCAACAAAAAUGGUAUUGGAAGCUGGAAAUCUCUCCCCAAACUGGCCUGCUUGAACAGAUGUGGGAAGAGCUGCAGACUCAGGUGGACUAAUUAUCUGAGGCCUGAUAUCAAGAGAGGCAAAUUCUCUGAAGAUGAAGAAAGACUCAUCAUUAAUCUUCACUCCGUUCUUGGAAACAGGUGGUCGAGGAUUUCUGCUCAUCUUCCAGGGAGGACAGAUAAUGAGAUCAAGAAUUUCUGGAACACCCACAUUAGGAAGAAGCUUCUUCAAAUGGGAAUUGACCCUAACACCCACAAGCCAAGAACCGAUCUCAAUCAUCUUUUAACCUUUUCUCAGCUUCUUUGUGCUCCACAAAUUGGGAACUCGCUCAAUUUAAAUUCCUGGGACACUGCCCUCAAAUUACAGGCAGAUCAUGCUGUUCAACUAGCCAAACUAAAACUUCUUCUGCAAGUUAUCAACUCAAACACUGUACUUCUUCCCUAUACUGAGAGCACUCCUGCUGCUGCUUUAUUGGGGUCUCAAAAUCAUUACCAAUUUGAAGGACUAGGCAAUGGGAUAAUCAGUACCCCAGGGCCAACUCCUCUUCCCCCAUUAAAUGAAUCCCAAGGCUUUGAAAAUUCAUGGGCUAGUCUUGAUGUGCAUGAUAAAGGCUUGAGUGGAUACUUCGAUUUUGAAACAGGAAAUUCACUUCCUGCAUUGGUUUCAGGAUCUCCUGAAACUUCUGGUAUUGAUAAUAACCAGGUGGAAACAGAGGCCAACACCAAUAAUUCAUCAAUCUUCAAGACAUGGGAUAAGCUUAUGGAUGAUGAAGCCAGUGCCUCCUACUGGAAAGACAUCCUAGCCAUGACGUCGCCAUUGCCAUCAUCUCCCAUUUCGUGGUAGAUAGAGCAGCUUCUUGCAAAGAUACAUGAUAUCAAUAACUAAAUGAAUAAAGAAUAUUUGAGUCAGAAAUUUUAAGAGGGAUUUCUUCAUAUACUUUUGUGUGAAAACAUACAAAUUCUUGUAAAAGUUAAUUCUCUCAUUCUUUUGUUUAAUUUUUGUAAUUGAUUGUGAUAAAUGGUCCAAUGUUUCCAAUCUUCUUGUGAAAUCUCCAUGAGCAUACUCUUGUAAUUCCUUUUCUUUACGUUCCAUUUUCAUUUUUUAUAUAAAUCCCACCUUUUUGU